CUCCCAACCGCUUCCCUCCAUUCCACGGUCCACCCCGCUGCCCACACCGUAGCCCACCGCAAUGGCCAAGACCAGGUCGUCGCCGGCGCCGGCGCCGCCCCGCCCCUCUGCCGCGGCCGCUCCCCAAGCCAGGAUCUCCUUCCGCUCCCGCAAAAUCGUCAAGACGCCACCCGCGAAAGCGAAAUCCCUCGCCGCGCCCACCGUGCAACCACCGCCGGUACUGCUGCCCGCGCUGUCGGCCCCGGGCGAGCUCGCGGCGGCGCUCCGCCACCUCGCGGCCGCCGACCCGCUCCUCUCCGCGGUGAUAUCCUCCACCGAACCCCCCAUCGCCACCUUCACCACCUCAUCCCCGUCCCUCCCCGCCUUCCACUCCCUCGCGCGCUCCAUCCUCUACCAGCAGCUCGCCACCUCCGCGGCCGCCGCCAUCUACGCCCGCUUCCUCGCCCUCCUCCCGUCCCCCACGGCGAGCCCCGCCUCCGUGCUCGCCCUCGCCGCCGCCGACCUCCGCGCCAUCGGCGUCUCCGCCCGCAAGGCCGCCUACCUCCACGACCUCGCCGCCAGGUUCGCCUCCGGGGACCUCUCCGAGCCCGCCGUCGCCGCCAUGGACGAGACCGCGCUCCUCGCUCAGCUCACCAAGGUCAAGGGCGUCGGCGAGUGGACCGUCCACAUGUUCAUGAUCUUCUCCCUGCACCGCCCUGACGUGCUGCCGUCCGGCGACCUCGGCGUGCGCAAGGGCGUGCAGGAGCUGUACAAUCUCAAGUCUCUGCCCAGGCCGGAGGAGAUGGCUGUAUUGUGCGAGCGGUGGCGCCCGUACCGGUCCGUCGGCACGUGGUACAUGUGGCGCCUCAUGGAGAGCAAGGGCGCCGCAGCCAAGAAGGUGAAGAAGAAGAGCAAUGCGAGCUCCUAGCUAGGUAUGUGUAAUAAUCCGUGCGAUGGUAGUCUGUAUUUGUUGUGCUCAAGCUGUUUAAUUUAGAUGACAAUGUGGUAGCUGCUGCCCAGAUUUGUGAAGCAUGAUGUGACCUGUGUGUUUGUUUGUGUAUGCACACAAUAUGAAUGUUUGUAUCUUGAUUGUACUUGACCUGCCUUUGUUGUCAAUAUAGUUUAAUUUCAUCCUCU
Brachypodium distachyon (stiff brome) is the source of this 1116-nucleotide messenger RNA. Its product is annotated as probable DNA-3-methyladenine glycosylase 2. The record is from RefSeq and is a predicted model, not a curated record. Bases 62 to 907 code for a protein of 281 amino acids. The transcript has a single exon. Gene Ontology annotation, molecular function: DNA-3-methyladenine glycosylase activity; DNA-7-methylguanine glycosylase activity; alkylated DNA binding. Gene Ontology annotation, cellular component: protein-DNA complex; nucleus. Gene Ontology annotation, biological process: DNA alkylation repair; base-excision repair; base-excision repair, AP site formation. NCBI's taxonomy places the organism in Eukaryota, Viridiplantae, Streptophyta, Magnoliopsida, Poales, Poaceae.